Canis lupus familiaris (dog) is the source of this 3103-nucleotide messenger RNA. RefSeq names its product autoimmune regulator (gene AIRE). The record is from RefSeq and is a predicted model, not a curated record. Gene Ontology annotation, cellular component: cytoplasm; nucleus. NCBI's taxonomy places the organism in Eukaryota, Metazoa, Chordata, Mammalia, Carnivora, Canidae. Gene Ontology annotation, biological process: regulation of transcription by RNA polymerase II; humoral immune response. The transcript is spliced from 14 exons. Bases 7 to 1761 code for a protein of 584 amino acids. Gene Ontology annotation, molecular function: DNA binding; DNA-binding transcription factor activity, RNA polymerase II-specific; translation regulator activity.
GCAGAGAUGGCCCAGGUGCUCCACAAGUCCAGUGGCACCUCGAGGCCACGGGACCCCAGGCGGGGAGAGGGGGCCUCCAGCCCUUUGCCCCCAGACCCUGCGAUGGCGGGCGAGGCCCGGGCCGGCGGGGACGCAGGGCUGCGCCGCCUCCUGAGGCUGCACCGCACGGAGAUCGCCAUGGCUGUGGACUGCGCCUUCCCACUGCUGCACGCACUGGCCGACCACGACGUGGUCCCCGAGGACAAGUUCCAGGAGACCCUGCGUCUGAAGGAGAAGGAAGGCUGCCCGCAGGCCUUCCACGCGCUCCUCUCGUGGCUCCUGACCCAGGACGCAGCUGCCAUCCUGGACUUCUGGAGGGUUCUGUUUAAGGACUACAAUGUGGAGAGAUACGCCCGGCUGCAGCCCAUCCUAGACAGCUUCCCCAAAGACGUGGACCUCAGCCAGCCCCGGAAGGGGAGGAAGCCCCCGCCGGGCCCCAAGGCCGCGGCGCUGCUGCCCAGACCCCCUGCCAAGAGGAAGGUUCCGGAGGAGCCCAGGGCCACCCCGCCAGCAGCACUGUCUCCAAGGGUCACCUCUAGCCCAGGCUCCCAGGCCAAGGCCAAGCCCAGGAAGCCCGAGAGCAGCGCAGAGCCGCAGCGCCUCCCGCUGGGGAACGGAAUUCAGACCAUGUCCACUUCGGUCCAGAGAGCCGUGACCGUGUCGUCCGGGGAUGUCCCAGGAGCCUGUGGGGCCCUGGAGGGGAUCCUCAUCCAGCAGGUGUUUGAGUCAGGUGGCUCCAAGAAGUGCAUCCAGGUGGGGGGGGAGUUUUAUACUCCCAGCAAGUUCGAAGACCCCAGUGGGGGGAAGAACAGGACCCGUAGCAGCGGCCUGAAGACCCUGGUCCGGGCCAAGGGGGCCCAGGCUCCUGCCCCCGAGGGUGGAGGUGACCCGAGAGCAGGCCAGCCGGGCAGGGUGCAGGCCCCUCCUGCCCUCCCCAGCGAGCCCCAGCUCCAGCAGAAGAACGAGGACGAGUGCGCCGUGUGCCGGGAUGGCGGGGAGCUCAUCUGCUGUGACGGCUGCCCCCGGGCCUUCCACCUGGCCUGCCUGUCCCCGCCGCUCCACGACAUUCCCAGUGGGACCUGGAGGUGCUCCAGCUGCCUCCAGGGAAGAGCCCAGCGGGACGUGCCCCAGGCCGAGGAGCCCCCACCCCAGGAGCCACCUGCGGAGACCCCGGUCCUCCUGGGACUGAGGCUGGCAGGAGAAGACGCGAAGGGCCCAUCCAGGGAGCCCCCAGCCGGGAUGGACGCUGCUGGCCCCUACAAGCACCCGCUGGCCCCACCUCCUGCAGCCCCGUCGCCGGUGCUGGAACCCUCAGCCCUGCGCCCCCUCCUGUGUGUGGGUCCCGAGGGGCAGCAGGGCCCGGCGGCGCGGUGCGGCGUGUGCGGGGACGGCUCCGAUGUGCUGCGGUGCACGCACUGCGCCGCCGCCUUCCACUGGCGCUGCCACUUCCCCGGGGGCGCCCCCCGGCCAGGGGCCCCUCGCUGCCGCUCCUGCUCCGGGGACGCGGGCCCGGCCCCCGGCGACGGGGCGCCCGCCUCGACCCCUGCCCGUGCUGCGCCGGGGCCUGCCAAGGCAGGUGACGGCUCCUCUGGGCACGAGCCGGUUCUACACAGAGACGACCUGGAGUCCCUCCUAAACGAGCACUCCUUCGACGGCAUCCUGCAGUGGGCCAUCCAGAGCAUGUCCCGGCCGCUGGCCGAGGCGCCCCCCUUCCCCUCCUGAGCCAGGAGGCCGGGGGUCUGCGGGGCAGCGCUAGGGGAGGGGAGGCCCCCCAGAUGCCGCCUCAGCCGAGAGAGAGCGGACCCCCUCCUGCCUCGGGAUCCACGGAUGCCGGUGCGUUCCCGCUCGUGCUCACGGUGACCUGCUGCGGGAGGGGCCGGGGGACACACUCCCCCCCCCACUGGGACCUGGCCAGGUUAGGACCCAGGAAACCUGGAAGGUCCGGGUGGCGUCCACGCUCAGCUCGUCGGCACGGCCCGUGCUCGUGGACACACUAGGCAUCGCGUGUCCUCAAAUAAAAAGCUCCUCCUGUGGGGUCUCGACAUGCUGUCCUGUGGGGUGUGUUUGCUCAGGCGGCUCUGGGCUCCCCCGCAUUUCUGGUGCCUGAAGGGUAGGCCGCGCCGGCGGGAAGGGAGCUCGCCGUAACGGGAGGGCCCAGCCUGGGUCCCCCCCUUACACUCAGGCUCCUCCUCCUGGGGACUUGAGCCCCUGAGGCCCUGACCCCCUCCAUCCGACCACGCCGUGGGCCACACAGCUUCGUGGGCUCCCCGGCCAGGCGGCACAGCAAUGACCGGAGUGGCUGCUGUCCAGGCGGGGCCCCGAGCUGUGACCUCCCAGCUGUCACGCGUCUGCCUGGUCUCGGCUCUCCUCCUGUGGGGGUGGAGGUUGGUCUUGCUUGUCCGGCACGGGAACGACGGCCACCUCUGUACCAGCCUGCGUGGCACGUCCAGCAAACCAGGAGCAGGCCCACGCUGGAUGAGCCAGCCGUGGACACCGGCGGCGGGGGUCCCGCCCUGCACCUUGCCACGUUGGUUACCCUCAGUGGCUCAAACGGUAGCCACUCGGUCCCGGGGGCCGGACGUCCGGGGUCCAGGCGAUGGGCAGGGCUGGCUCUUCCCAGGCCCUUCUCCUGGGCGUGUGGACACCUCCCUCAGCCCGGGGUCUCCCCUGGUGGCCCUCCUUGUCUCAUGGGGACCCUGGUCAGACUGGGUUAGGACCCACCCUCGUGACCUCAUUUUAACCGAAUCACCUCUGUAAGACCCUGUCUCCAAACGCCGUCACGUUCCGAGGUGCUGGGGGCCGCCGUGGAUGGCGGGUCACGGGGCCGCCCUCAGUGGGAGUCCUGGCGGGGGCGUGGCCCAGUGCCCCCAGCUCGGGGUUUCUUCUCAGUCCUUCAUCCGCCCCGCAGUAUGUCACCUGCUCCCUGGCUGUACCUCCCAUGUCCUGGGGCUGUGUUCUGGCGUGAGCCCGACCUCCCUGCCCUGCUGCACUGGUCCCCCGGAGAAGUCCCUCGCCAUUGUUAGCAAGUGUCCUGGAAACUUUUUUCUAUUUUUUAAAAAAUUUA